This is a messenger RNA of Racocetra fulgida, 256 nucleotides long. Lineage: Eukaryota; Fungi; Glomeromycota; Glomeromycetes; Diversisporales; Gigasporaceae. The record is from the annotation of a GenBank genome assembly.
UGCAUUAGAUUUAAUAACUUAUACAGUUACAGAAAAUAACAAUAUUGUUUUAGAACAAAAUAGAUAUAUUUUAGAACCUUUUCAAUUAAAUAAUAAGAAACUUGAAAUUAGUUUAAUAAUUGAUUUAUUAAAUAUAAAUUUUGGUAGACAAGAUAGUACUGAAGUAUUUCAAUUGAUAGUAGAAAAUAGUAAUAUGAAAUUUGAUUCUAUAAUAAUUGUGGAAAGUAAAGUUCAAAAUGCUAAUAAAAAUUUGUAA